Messenger RNA from Carassius gibelio (silver crucian carp), 2741 nucleotides. Its product is annotated as zinc finger protein 271-like. The record is from RefSeq and is a predicted model, not a curated record. Lineage: Eukaryota; Metazoa; Chordata; Actinopteri; Cypriniformes; Cyprinidae. Gene Ontology annotation, biological process: regulation of immune system process; negative regulation of transcription by RNA polymerase II; regulation of cytokine production. The coding region runs from base 267 to 1505 and encodes 412 amino acids. The transcript has 2 exons.
UCGACAUGGCCACCACGUCCCAGAAUGCAACGUGGUGCCCAAGCCCUAUUUACAGAUGUUAAACAUUGAGUGAGGUCACUUUUGUUUACUUUUCUCAGCUUUUAACAAGUUACCAAAAAUUUAUAAUUUUUAUUUUUGUUUCAGAGUUAAUUGAAAAAAAAGAUGAGAAUGAAGAAUCAAGUUUAAAACUGCACAAGAGGAUUCACACGGGAGAGAAACCUUACAAGUGUUCACACUGUGACAAGAGAUUCAGUCAGUCAGUAUGUAUGAAAAGACAUGAAAGGAUCCACACUGGAGAGAAACCUUAUAAGUGUUCACACUGUGAUAAGAGAUUCAAUGAGCCAUCAACACAGAAAAGACAUGAAAGGAUCCACACUGGAGAGAAACCUUAUAAGUGUUCACACUGUGACAAGAGAUUCAGUGAUUCAUCAAAUCUUAAAAUGCAUGAGAGGAUUCACACUGGAGAGAAACCUUACAAGUGUGCACACUGUGACAAGAGAUUCAUUGACUCAUCAUCUCUGAAAACGCAUGAGAGGGUUCACACUGGAGAGAAGCCUUACAAGUGUUCACACUGUGACAAGAGAUUCAUUAAAUCAUCAGGUCAGAAAACACAUGAGAGGAUUCACACUGGAGAGAAACCAUAUAAGUGUGCACACCGUGGCAAUAGAUUCAGUGAUUCGUCAAGUCUGAAAGCACAUGCGAGGAUUCACACUGGAGAGAAACCGUACAAGUGUGCACACUGUGAUAAGACAUUCAAAGAUUCAUCAUCUCUGAAAACGCAUGAGAGGAUUCACACUGCAGAGAAACAUUACAAAUGUGCACACUGUGAUAAGAGAUUCAGUGGUUUGACACAUCUGAAAACACAUGAGAGGAUUCACACUGGAGAGAAACCGUACAAGUGUGCACACUGUGAUAAGACAUUCAAAGAUUCAUCAUCUCUGAAAACGCAUGAGAGGGUUCACACUGGAGAGAAACCUUACAAGUGUUCACACUGUGACAAGAGAUUCAUUAAAUCAUCAAGUCAGAAAACACAUGAGAGGAUCCACACUGGAGAGAAACCAUAUAAGUGUGCACACUGUGACAAGAGGUUUAGUGAUUCGUCAAGACUGAAAGCACAUGAGAGGAUCCAUACUGGAGAGAAACCUUACAAGUGUUUACACUGUGACAAGAGAUUCAGUGUGUCAUCAACUCUGAAAACACAUGAGAGGAUUCACACUGGAGAGAAACCUUAUAAGUGUGCACACUGUGACAAGACAUUCAAAGAUUCAUCAUCUCUGAAAACGCAUGAGAGGAUUCACACUGGAGAGAAACCUUACAAAUGUUCACACUGUGACAAGAGAUUCAGUGUGUCAUCAAGUCUGAAAACACAUGAGAGGAUUCACACUGGAGAGAAAACUAAUGAGUGUUCACAGUGUGUCAAGAGAUUCAGUGAUUCAUCAAGUCUCAAAACACUUGAGAGGGUUCAUACUGGAGAGAAACUUUGUGUUCACACUGUGACAGAUUGAGGGACUGAAAACACAUGAGAGGCAUGCAUGAAUUGUUUGACAUCUACAGAUAAGGAUAUGUAAAUGAGAUUUUUGCACUGUAAAAUCAUCUCACAAACAAGCCAUUAUGCUAAUGCUUCAGCUUGAAGCUUCAAAUGACGAUUUAUCAUGUUAUGGGCAUCUUGUAUAACAUACUUUUCCUUCAGGAGGUCAUUCUGUUUCGUCCGAUAUUUGUAGAUGCAUUUUGUCUAUAAAAAUGCUUUUAUUGAGUUCUGUAAUUUGACGCAACAGGAUGAAGUUGGCUGUGCACUGUGGGUAGACUCGACUAAAUAUAAUGAGAAUCGUUAAGGAUUUUCAUCAUCAAUAAUCAUCGAUUUUAUCAAUUAGUUUUUGCAGCCCUAACUGAAACCACAACCUCUUUGCUUGAAAAUUUGAGAGGUUACGCAUAUAUUUCCAUAUAGUGACGUAGACAUGUGGGGGCGUGUUUAAACAAGGUGUUUUGGGGGGGGAGGGGGCUUAACUUUAAUAGAGAAUAUAUCUUUGGAUUUGAGACUUUAGUCUUUGCAACUUUAUAGAUCUUCUUUAUUCACCAAGAGCUUGUAACACUCCAAAGAGAAAGGAAGAAUUUGAAUCGCAUCAUAUGACUCCUUUAAACAUUUGAUAAUCCAUAUGUUUUUCUCCAGUGUACAGCAAUGUAUAGGAAUACCCCCAGAAAAGAAAUAUCUAAAGACAUGGACCCCCUCCCACGCACACCUCUGCAUCUGUGACGGUUAAGAUGCAUAAUUCUGAAUGAUCAAAGACUUGAGGAGUUCAACCCUGUUGAGGAACAGAAGAUCGAUGGUUGGUAAUUUAUCUCUAAACUCUCUAAAUCGUGUCUAGAGAAAUCGAAAAAAAUGUAACACAAGACCGUUGCACCAGUCACACUGAGCCAUGUCAACAGAUACACACAUUGGUUUUAUAUUAACUUUCUAUGUGAACUGAAAGGGAAUGAUGGGUAAAGGAAGGAAGUUGAAGGAACAACUGCAAAGAAGGGAAAACGUUUUCCCCCAUCUUCACUCGGUGGGCUUUGAAAACAUGUCUGUGUGUAUUUGUAUUGUCCGGAUCUCGGGAGAUCAAAGUUUCGGAGGUUCUUUCAGCCGUGCACCGUUACUUGUGAUAUGAUUUUCUUCUUUUUAAAAAUGCACCAUUACUAAAAAAUGUGACAUAAUUUCAUCUGUGUGCUCUCUGUGCUCUUUAAUAAACUCAAGUCUUUACAAA